Messenger RNA from Grus americana (Whooping crane), 2632 nucleotides. Its product is annotated as membrane primary amine oxidase-like. Gene Ontology annotation, biological process: amine metabolic process. Gene Ontology annotation, cellular component: plasma membrane. The record is from RefSeq and is a predicted model, not a curated record. NCBI's taxonomy places the organism in Eukaryota, Metazoa, Chordata, Aves, Gruiformes, Gruidae. Gene Ontology annotation, molecular function: quinone binding; primary methylamine oxidase activity; copper ion binding.
CAAACCCUGCGCGUUGUCUCUGCGCUCGGAAAGAUGAACCCCAAACUUCCCUACGUUCUCCUGGUCGGGGCUGCAGUCGUAAUCUUCGUUCUCUCCUGCAUGCUGCUGAGCAGGGGCAGGCGAUCGCCCAGCUGUGAAUCCCAGCCCCACAUCGUGGAGAAGACAGGCUCCACGAGCCAGAGCCUGGUCUUUGCCGAUCUGACGCCCGAAGAGAUGGCGCAAGUGGUGCGGUACCUGCGGGGAAACCUCGGGGUGCAGCUGGUUGACGCCUCGCGUGCAAAACCUUCCGACAACUGCAUCGCCUCCGUCGACGUGCAGGUCCCCGCCAAGGCAGAGGUGCUGCGGUUCCUGGAUGGCGGGGGGGCUCGCCCCCCCCGGGAGGCGCUGGCUGUGCUGUACUUUGGGAACCAGCCAGACCCCAACGUCACCGAGUACGUGGUGGGUCCGCUGCCAACGCCGGUGUAUCACCGGGACGUCACGGUGCAGAAGUACGGGGGGAAGGUGCCGUACCACCGCAGACCGAUGCUGGGCAGUGAGUACAAGCAGGUGGGAGCGUUCUUAGAGAUGAUGGCGUUUGCUGCAGCCCCAACCUUCCUGAAAGAAGUGUUUGAAUACGAUGGCACCAACAUGGCAUUUCAGACCACAGCCCCUCACGGGUUCCAGUCUGGAGACCGUAAGUCCUGGUUCAUCAUGUUUCAGAACGUGAGCGGGUUCUUUGUGCACCCGGUGGGGCUGGAGGUGCUGGUGGACCACAGCAGCCUGGACAUCUCCCGGUGGGCAGUGAGCAGGGUCUUCUACAACGGGCAGUACUACAGGGACAUGGUUCAGUUAGAGAGCGCCUACGUGCAGGGUCGCAUCAGCGUGGAGAAGGUGAGGAAGGUGCCGCAGGAUGGGGACUUCUCGUCCAUGAAGCCCCGAGCGCCUUCGGCCGCGCUGUUCCCUUUGCAGUACGAGCCCCAGGGUCCCCGCUACAGCGUCAGGAGCAACCAUGUCCUCUUCCAGGCGUGGAGCUUUGCCUUUGGGAUGAGCGUGAGCCGGGGCCUGCGCCUGUUUGACAUCCGACACAAGGGGGAGAGGGUUGCCUACGAAAUCAGCAUCCAAGAAGCGUUGUCGGUGUAUGGCUCCAACUGCCCUGGAGGGAUGUCAACGCGGUACAUGGAUGGGAGCUUUGGCAUCGGGCGCUACACCUCCCCCUUGGUGCGAGGGGUGGACUGCCCGUACUCGGCCACCUAUGUCGACACACACUCUCUGUCUGAGACGCUGAGCCCCAGCAAGAAAAAGGCUUCCCUCUGCAUCUUUGAGCAGAACCUGGGCUCCCCGCUCAGGCGCCACUACUCCAACUUGCAGUCGCUCUACUACGGGGGGCUGGUCAACUCCGCUCUGGUCGUUCGGUCCAUUGCGACCGUGGGCAACCAGGACUACAUCUGGGACUUCAUCUUCUACCAGAACGGGGCCAUCGAAGGCAAGGUCCAGGCGACGGGGUACACGAGCUCGUCCUUUCUCCACGGGGAUGGUCUGAGAUAUGGCAAUAGGGUUUGGGAGCACACGCUGGGCACGAUACGCACCCAUUCCAUCAACUAUAAAGUGGACUUGGACGUGGGAGGGGUGAAAAACUCCCUGGUGGCCCACGACAUGGCGUUCGAGAUGACACGGGCUCCCUGGAGCCCGGAGCAGCAGAUAGAGCGGCCACGACUCACCAAGAAAGUCCUGGACACAGAGGACCAGGCUGCCUUCCGUCUCCAGUCAAAGAUGCCCAGAUACAUCUACUUUGCAGCCAACAGCAAAAACAAGUGGGGCCACCAGCGUGGUUACAGGAUCCAGAUCACCAGUUUUGCGGGGGACCAUGUCCCAGAAGCCAGCUCCAUGGAGAGGGCCAUCAGCUGGGCGAGGUACCAGCUGGCCGUCACCCGGCGGAAGGAGGAGGAGCCCACCAGCACCAGCAUCUACAACCAGAAUGACCCCUGGACACCCACCGUCGCCUUUGCCAACUUCAUCAACAACGAGACCAUCACCAACGAGGACCUGGUUGCCUGGAUAACCACUGGUUUCCUUCACAUCCCGCACUCUGAGGAUAUUCCCAACACUGUGACGGUGGGAAACUCGGUCGGCUUUCUCCUGAGACCCUACAACUACUAUGACCUGGACCCUUCCAUAUACUCACACGAUGGCGUAUUUUUCACCAGCGAGCAGGACUUCACGGCGUGUGACAUCAACCCUAUCGCAUGCUUGCCCAAAACUGCCUCUUGUUUGCCAAACUUCCCCCCGUUCACCUAUGACGGUUUCCAAAAUAUGAGCAGGCUUUAACGCCACAGGACAGUGUUAGGAGACACAGUCUGAGGCACCAGGUUGACUGUUCUGUCUCAGAUUUUCUUUUUUUUUUUUUUUUUCAGUGAAGUUGUCUCAAUUUCCAUUUGUGCAGUGACUUCACUUUUUAUCAUUGCUUUUAAAAUAGUGCUCGUUAAAAGGGAAGCAUAAUCUUCCUGGCAUGAUGCCAGAUGGGGGUCUGCGUUAUCUCUGUUAAUUGCUGAAUUUGAGUCUGUUGCAGGAGGAAGGCGAGGAGAAAAGCCUGUUCCUCUGCUGUAGAAGCAAGCUCUGUGUAGUGCCUAUCUCGGGUUAAAAAAAAAAAAACGAA